UUUUCGAAGCUGAAAUGGAAAAAACGCCCGAGUUUAAGAUUUAAGGUUUUGUAGGUCCCAGGUGACAAUACAAUUUUUGUGUCUAUAUUCACAAGCUUAUACACACUCUUCAGAACUCAAUUGCCACCUCCGUUUGCUUCUCCGAUUGAAAAUGUCGACGACCCACGAGCCUGUCACCCCCGGAAAUGCCGCUACAUCGCUUUCUCCGCCGCUCUCUCACCCGCCACCGGACGCCGAGUACGAUGAACUAGUGCAAAAUCAAGAACUCUUUCGUGAAAAGCUCGAAAAGUUUCAUCAAUUCAAGCGUACCAAAAUUAAAAUUCCUACCAUUGGUGGAAGACCACUAGAUUUGCAUCGCCUUUUUGUGGAGGUUACAGGCCGAGGUGGCAUGGACAAGGUCAUAAACGAUCGCAAAUGGAAAGAAGUCUUCCAGGGCUUCAAUUGCCCAACUACGAUAACAGGGGCAUCUUAUGCCUUGAGAAGCCACUAUCAGUCAUUACUAUAUGAUUUUGAGCAGGUUUAUUACUUCCGGAACAGUGCACCUUCAGUCAUAGAUAAUGAUUCUGCAAGCACAAUCGUCAAUGGCUCUUCAGCUCUAAGUCUUUUUGAGGACAGUGCUAGUAUGCAUCCUCUCCCUUCAGGUAGUUCUAUCAUGGAACCUGGCAGCCUACUGAAUGGAAUGCUUGUUGCAAAAUGUGAGCUUGGAUAUAUGGUUACUGUAGAUGUGGGUCGUGAGCAGUGGAAGGGUAUCUUAUAUCACAACCCUUCAGGAUCAGAAUCGCUUAAUGAUUCCGACCAAAAUCACACAGUUAUAUGUAGAAGCCAGAAUGAAUUGUGGGAUCCUGCCAGGUUCGAAGAAAAUGGUGUUGGUUAUAAAUACUUCCAUGCCGAGAUUUGGGAGAAGCUGAAGCGCUUUUACGGCAAUGAAGAGGAUGGCAUGAACAAGAAAAUUUGGCUCAUAUGGAACAGAAAAUCAGAGGCUGAAAAACAGGUCUAUCACAUGAAGGGGUGAGAAAGGAGUAUACAACAGGGGCAUGCACUUUAGAUUUUCCAGCAGUAGAAAAGUUCGAUCAGCACAGAGACUAGAUAGUAUAUGGCAUUAGAUGUAUAGCCCCGAAGGGCAUGCAACCUAGAUUUCUUUCUAUUUCUGAUAUCUGUUUGUGUCAUUAGAUACUCUUUUCUUCUUCUUCUUCUUCUUUUUUUUCCUUUUCUGGGUAGCCUUGUCUUGUACAUGCUACUUUCUGAAUCAGUCUCAGUAAAAACCAAAGAAGUUGCUAUAUUAGUCAAGGUUAUACUAGUAACCUGUUGAUCUUCUAAUCCUCUGGGGUAAAACUCAAUGGCUAGAGAUAGAAACUUAACCUUGUGGUUCUAUGAAAACUUGAGAAACUGAUUGUAGCUCCAGUUUAGUUU
This is a messenger RNA of Daucus carota subsp. sativus, 1410 nucleotides long. RefSeq names its product high mobility group B protein 10. Gene Ontology annotation, molecular function: DNA binding. The record is from RefSeq and is a predicted model, not a curated record. The coding region runs from base 152 to 1012 and encodes 286 amino acids. The transcript has 6 exons. NCBI's taxonomy places the organism in Eukaryota, Viridiplantae, Streptophyta, Magnoliopsida, Apiales, Apiaceae.